CCACACGUGUGAGGAAAGAGUGGGUGAGAUCUGUACAUCGGUUAUUCAUUAUCAGUGAACAUGGGGAAAGGGUACGGACAUGAAGGCAGCCCUGAGGCUGCUCAAACAGGAGGAAGGAGAAAGAUGAAAGAGAAAGAUUUAGAUGAGCUGAAGAAAGAGGUGUCACUGAAUGAUCAUAAGCUGUCUCUUGACGAGAUCAGCGCUCGUUAUGGAGUUGACCUUACCAGAGGUUUGACCCAUAAGAGAGUGAUAGAAAUUCUGGCCCGUGAUGGUCCAAAUGCACUGACCCCGCCGCCCACCACGCCAGAGUGGGUGAAGUUCUGUAAACAGCUGUUUGGAGGAUUCUCCAUCCUGCUGUGGAUUGGUGCCAUACUUUGCUUUUUUGCAUACAGUAUUCAGGCGGCCACUGUGGAAGAACCUGUCAAUGACAACUUGUAUCUGGGUGUGGUGCUUUCUGCAGUGGUCAUUAUAACUGGCUGCUUCUCCUAUUAUCAAGAAGCCAAAAGCUCCAGGAUCAUGGAGUCUUUCAAAAACAUGGUGCCUCAGCAAGCUUUGGUGAUUCGUGAGGGUGAAAAGAUUCAGAUAAAUGCAGUGGAGGUGGUUCAGGGAGAUCUGGUGGAGAUCAAGGGUGGAGACAGAAUCCCAGCAGACCUUCGGAUCAUCUCCUCAAGCAGCUGCAAGGUGGAUAACUCCUCUCUCACCGGAGAGUCAGAACCUCAGACCCGUUCUCCAGAGUUCACACAUGAAAAUCCCCUGGAGACCAGAAACAUCAGCUUCUUCUCCACCAACUGUGUCGAGGGCACAGCCCAUGGUAUUGUGAUCGCCACAGGCGAUCGUACAGUGAUGGGUCGCAUUGCGACUCUGGCGUCGGGUCUGGAAGUGGGUCAGACACCCAUCAACAUGGAGAUCGAGCACUUCAUUCAUAUCAUUACGGGUGUGGCCAUCUUCCUGGGCGUGUCCUUCUUCAUCCUGUCGCUCAUUCUUGGCUACACCUGGCUGGAGGCUGUCGUCUUUCUCAUCGGCAUCAUUGUUGCCAAUGUUCCCGAGGGCCUGCUUGCUACUGUCACUGUGUGUUUGACUCUAACUGCAAAACGUAUGGCUCGUAAGAACUGUCUGGUGAAGAAUCUUGAGGCUGUGGAGACUCUGGGUUCCACAUCUACCAUCUGCUCUGAUAAAACUGGAACCCUGACUCAGAACAGGAUGACAGUUGCUCACAUGUGGUUUGACAACCAGAUCCAUGAGGCUGACACCACCGAGGAUCAAUCAGGCUGUGGGUUUGAUAAAAGCUCUCCUACCUGGUUCUCUCUGUCUCGAGUGGCUGGACUCUGUAACCGUGCUGUCUUCAAACCUGGACAAGAGGGCAUACCUUUCAGCAAGAGGGAUACAUCAGGUGAUGCAUCAGAAUCUGCUCUGUUGAAGUGUGUUGAGCUCUCGUCCGGGUGCGUUCAGACACUCAGACAGAACAACCCUAAAGUAGUGGAAAUCCCAUUCAACUCAACCAACAAAUACCAGCUGUCUAUUCAUGAGGUGGAGGACAGUCUUAGUGGACACCUGCUUGUGAUGAAGGGAGCACCAGAGAGGAUCUUGGACAGGUGCAGUUCCAUAAUGAUCAACGGUGAGGAGCAACCACUGGACGAGGACUGGAAGGAUGCAUUUCAGGGAGCUUACAUGGAGCUGGGUGGGCUUGGAGAAAGAGUUCUGGGGUUCUGUCACCUGUACCUCUCUCCUUCUCAGUUCCCAGUGGGGUUUGAGUUUGACUGUGACGAUGUGAAUUUCCCCAUCAAUCAGCUUUGUUUUCUGGGUUUAAUUUCCAUGAUUGAUCCUCCCCGAGCUGCAGUGCCAGAUGCUGUUGGCAAGUGCCGUUCUGCUGGGAUUAAGGUUAUCAUGGUAACAGGUGACCAUCCCAUAACUGCCAAGGCCAUUGCUAAAGGCGUCGGCAUCAUCUCCGAGGGCAAUGAGACGGUGGAGGACAUUGCUGAAAGACUUAAUAUACCACUAAGCCAAGUCAACCCACGAGAUGCUAAGGCCUGUGUAAUUCAUGGUUCAGACCUGAAGGAUAUGAGUGCUGAGUAUCUGGAUGAUAUUCUGAGGAACCACACAGAGAUUGUGUUUGCUCGCACUUCACCUCAACAAAAACUCAUCAUCGUGGAGGGCUGUCAGAGACAGGGUGCAAUCGUGGCAGUGACAGGUGAUGGGGUGAAUGACUCUCCUGCUCUGAAGAAGGCUGACAUUGGUGUUGCCAUGGGAAUCUCGGGGUCAGACGUCUCCAAGCAAGCUGCUGACAUGAUCUUGCUGGAUGACAACUUUGCUUCAAUUGUUACUGGAGUGGAGGAAGGCCGUCUGAUCUUUGAUAACCUGAAGAAGUCGAUUGCAUACACUCUGACCAGCAACAUCCCAGAGAUCACACCCUUCCUGCUCUUCAUCAUUGCCAGUGUGCCACUGCCCCUGGGCACUGUCACCAUCCUUUGCAUCGACCUCGGCACUGACAUGGUUCCUGCGAUCUCCCUGGCAUACGAGUCAGCAGAGAGUGACAUUAUGAAGCGCCAGCCCCGAAACCCCAAAACUGACAAACUGGUGAAUGAGAGGCUCAUCAGCAUGGCUUACGGACAGAUCGGUAUGAUCCAGGCACUGGGAGGUUUCUUCACAUAUUUUGUGAUCAUGGCUGAGAAUGGUUUUCUGCCCCGAACACUGCUGGGGAUUCGACUGGACUGGGACGAUCGCACAGUAAACGAUCUAGAGGAUGCCUAUGGACAGCAAUGGACUUAUGAGCAGCGUAAAGUCAUCGAGUUCACUUGCCACACCUCCUUCUUCGCCAGCAUCGUUGUAGUGCAGUGGGCAGAUCUCAUCAUCUGCAAGACACGCAGGAACUCCGUCUUCCAGCAGGGCAUGAAGAACAGGAUUCUAAUUUUUGGCCUUUUUACUGAGACGGCUCUGGCAGCCUUCCUGUCCUACUGCCCUGGCAUGGACAUUGCCCUAAGGAUGUACCCACUCAAGGUUACUUGGUGGUUCUGUGCAUUCCCGUACAGUCUGCUAAUCUUUGUGUACGACGAGAUCCGUAAAUUAAUCCUGCGCCGGAAUCCUGGAGGCUGGGUGGAAAAAGAGACCUACUAUUAACAAGUCAAGAAUGUGCAAUCUCUAUGCAUCGCUGUCAGUGUGUGUCUGUCUGUUUGUUUGUGUGUAAACAAUAAAGUAAAGAGCAAAUGAUGAAUCAGAAAAUCAUGUGACAUUUAUCAUGUAUAAGUGAAUGUGUACUGUAUGUCUAUGUGUGUGUGUGUGUGUGUGUGUGCAUAUGUGAGCGUGAGUGACAUUGUUGUGUACAUGCACUUGGCAUAAUCUGUUUACAUGAUGUAACCUGAAUAUUAUAAUCCAAUAUAAUUUGUUGAUUAACAGACAAAUAUUGUUCAGGAUCAUUAAAUUUCUACUGAAUGGAUUUUAAACUUGUACUAAUUUUUUGCUGUGGAUUUCAGACAUUGAAUAUUAUAUUUAAAUAUUUGCUUUUUUUUUUAGAGUUUUGCACUUUGUGUGUGAAAUAUAGUACAUCCAUGGUUCAAAUAUUUAUCUGCCUUUGUUUUUAUGUACUUUAUGGAAAAAGGCUUGGGGUCUGUUGGUGCUAGUUAAAUGAAGUUCUACUAAAAUUCUAUGGUAAACACUCAAAACAUUAUUCAGUUUGCAAUACUGUGAUUUAAACAAAUAGAUUAAAUGAAACUUAUUUAAAUAUAUUUAACUUUGCCAAUUAUAAAAUUAGUUUAAUUACUGCUAAAGCAAAUAUAGUUGCUUUGCCAUUUACCAAACUAGGUUCAUACUUCUCAAUAAAUUUAAUUAAAUACUUCACAAUUAUUCCACAGUUUAUUUUGAAAAACAAAUGUGUUAUUAAAUUAAAAUGUGUAAAUCUUAAUUUUUUGGAGUGUAUACAAUAUAAUUAUUACAAUAACUAUACUACUAUAAUUCUAUUUAAAUAUUUGUCAGGAAUAAAAUGCAAUUGAAAGUAAAAGUUGCAUUAAUAUCUGUAGGUUUUUAACUUUAGUUGAACUUGACAUGUUUUGUAACUGAAUUCACUGUGCAACUGAAACUGUGAACAUGUAAAUAAAAUAAAAAUCUUUAGAAAAAAAAGAAAUAACUGUUUCCUAACUUGUAUUCCUGACUAUGCUUUUAUUGAAAACCUUUUUGAAACAGAAUAUUGUUAUAAACUACGUUUUGUUUCAACUAUUUCAUCGUAAUGUCCUCAUACAAUGUUGACAUCAUUAAUUGCUGUAAGUACAUCUGCUUGUGUGAAGUCCAAGUACUCAAGCUCCAAAACGUGCCGUUCCUUCUUAGGUUAGUACGAACAUGCUUUAAUUAAAACGUAACAGUUUUGCGUUUUAAUUCGUUUAAGAUGAAAGUUAUCGUUGUAACAGUAUGAUCAGUUAAACCAG
Molecule: messenger RNA, 4412 nt
Organism: Myxocyprinus asiaticus (Chinese sucker)
Lineage: Eukaryota; Metazoa; Chordata; Actinopteri; Cypriniformes; Catostomidae
Product: sodium/potassium-transporting ATPase subunit alpha-2-like
Exons: 24
Coding region: 61-3114 (1017 amino acids)
Biological process (GO): potassium ion import across plasma membrane; sodium ion export across plasma membrane; intracellular sodium ion homeostasis
Cellular component (GO): membrane
Molecular function (GO): ATP hydrolysis activity; ATP binding; P-type sodium:potassium-exchanging transporter activity
Source: RefSeq, a predicted model, not a curated record